CCUUGAUCAUGGGCAUUUUGAGAGCGAUGAUUUAAAAUUUAAAUUGAACUGCUGUAAUUCCUUUCGAAAAUUGAAAUAGAAAUAUUAUUGGAUUAGAAAUUUGAAUUCACUAGAAUUUGAAUGACAGUGACAGUGGCAGUGCCAUUCCCCCGCCUACAUGGCUACCACAUCAACUACACUCUCUACGGCCGCCUCAUCCAGCGCUGCACCGACCUCCGCCUCCCGCGCCAGGCCGAGCAGCUCCACGCCCGCCUCAUCCUCACCUCCACCACCGCCGACAACUUCCUCGCCUCCAAGCUCAUAGCUUUCUACUCCAAGAACCGCCAGAUUUCCCGCGCACGCCAUGUGUUCGACCAAAUUCCGCACAAGAACACCUUCGCCUACAACGCCCUCCUCAUCGCCUGCACCGUGCACAACCACCACGCUCACACGCUGGAUCUCUUUGCCUCCUUGUUGUCUCGACAAGGGGAUCACGAUCGUUUCGAUUUGGCGGAUGUCAAGCCGGAUGGUUUUACAUUGAGUUGCGUGUUGAAGUCGAUGUCAGAGGUGGCCUUGGACGGGCCUCUUCCGGCUCGGAUGGUUCAUUGUUAUGUUGUUAAAUGUGGGUUUGAUUGUGAUGUUUACGUGGGGAAUGGGUUGGUGACUUACUACUCGAGGUGUGGUGAUGUGGCUUCGGCGAGGAGCUUGUUUAAUGAAAUGCCUGAGAGGGACUCGGUCUCUUGGAAUUCGAUGAUCUCGGGGUACUCGCAAGGUGGGUUCUUUGAGGAAUGCAAGGGUUUGUAUAAAAGAAUGCUGGAUUCGGAAGCUGUAAGGCCCGAUGCGGUUACUGCAGUGAGCGUUUUGCAAGCGUGUGCGCAGUCGAGUGAUCUUAUAACAGGGAUGGCAGUGCAUCAAUAUUUGAUUGAAAAUGAGGUUGAAAUGGAUCUUUCACUUUGUAACUCGAUCAUUGGGGUUUAUGCUAAAUGCGGUAGCUUGGACUAUGCUAGGCAGCUUUUUGAGGAAAUGAGUGAGAAGGAUGAGAUAACUUAUGGAACGAUUAUAUCUGCCUACAUGGUUCACGGGUUCGUUGAGGAAGCUAUGAGUGUAUUUAGGGGAAUGUGGAAGCCGGGAUUGAGUACUUGGAAUGCAGUUAUUUCGGGUAGCGUUCAGAAUAAUCAGCAUGAUAGAGUUUUAGAUCUAGUUCGUGAAAUGCAAGGUUCUGGUUUCAAGCCUGACGCUGUAACUUUGUCGAGUAUACUUCCAGCUAUUCCAUUUGUCUCACAUUUGAAAGGGGGAAAAGAAGUCCAUGCUUAUGCUAUUAAAAACAAUUACCAUAGGAAUAUCUAUGUGGUUACUGCAAUGGUUGAUGUAUAUGCCAAGCUUGGAUAUCUGAGGGGAGCACAGAGAAUAUUUGAUCUUGCACAGGAUAAGAGUGUGAUAGUAUGGACUGCUAUAAUCGCAGCCUAUGCAGCUCAUGGAGAUGCUAACUCAGCACUUAGUCUAUUCGAGGAGAUGCUAAAUAGCAAGAUAAAUCCAGAUGCUAUCACAUUUACUGCUGUUUUAGCUGCUUGUGCUCAUGCUGGGCUAGUGGACGAAGCUCGUGAGAUAUUUGGUUCUUUGCUGCCAAAGUAUGGAAUUCAGCCUUUGCCGAAUCAUUAUGCUUGUGUGGUUGCAUGCCUGAGCCGAGUAGGUAAGCUGUCUGAAGCAGUAGAUUUUGUAAAGAAAAUGCCUAGUGAACCUACGGCUCCGGUUUGGGGUGCUCUGCUUAGUGGAGCUUCAGAGGCUGGUGAUGUUGAGCUUGCUGAGUUUGUCUGUGAGCAUUUAUUCGAAUUGGAGCCUGAAAACCCAACCAAUUACAUUGUUAUGGCAAAUUUAUUUUCAAAAGCUGGUAGGUGGGAGGAAGCCGAGAGUGUAAGAGAGAGAUUGGCGAAGAGGGGAUUUAAGAAAGUUGCUGGCAGUAGCCGAAUAGAAACCUCUGGUGGCUUCGUGAGAGGAAGUGCUAUGAAUGAAAGAAGGGGUAAAAGUUGGUAAAUGUUUGCAAGAGUUGUUGGUUAAAGAAGGAGUCACAGUAACAACAUAAACCCAGUCCGAGGGCUAGGCUCACACACUUGGAGCGCUACAAAUGUUGAUGGCUAAAGAAGGCAUAUGAUGAUUGUUUGAAGGAAGUUAGUACGACAUAGAGUUCUCCAGUUCACUGAUGGUUGCAAAUCGGGGGAUUGUAGAAGAAAUGUAAUGGUGUCUUCUAGGUGCUAGCAAGAUUUCUAGAGGAGAUACUGUAACAACAAAUGAGAGCAGUCCUACUAAAAGUCCAGUUUGAGACUGAGAGCUCGGCUUGUGCACUUGAUGAUAAUUGAUGCAUCCAUGAGGUAUCUUGUCCAUUUUCUUGAUUUAGUUACUAUUUAAUGAAAACAAUCUCUAAGAAUUCAAUAAUACCAGAAGGAAAAAGUUAUAGCUUCGGUGA
Salvia hispanica is the source of this 2440-nucleotide messenger RNA. RefSeq names its product Pentatricopeptide repeat (PPR) superfamily protein. Lineage: Eukaryota; Viridiplantae; Streptophyta; Magnoliopsida; Lamiales; Lamiaceae. Gene Ontology annotation, biological process: RNA modification. Gene Ontology annotation, molecular function: protein binding; RNA binding. The record is from RefSeq and is a predicted model, not a curated record.